Messenger RNA from Gastrolobium bilobum, 444 nucleotides. RefSeq lists its product as uncharacterized. The record is from RefSeq and is a predicted model, not a curated record. The coding region runs from base 1 to 444 and encodes 147 amino acids. The transcript has a single exon. NCBI's taxonomy places the organism in Eukaryota, Viridiplantae, Streptophyta, Magnoliopsida, Fabales, Fabaceae.
AUGGUUUCGUCGAACCAAAGACAACCGCCGCCAUUUGCCGCCAAGUCCUCAGACAAAUAUGCCAACCCAACCUCAACACAGCCGCUGCCGCCGCCUCUCACCACCACUUAUCCAACCCAUCCGCCACCCGGAUCAGUAUACACGCAAGGUUACCCCUUAUACACAAACGGAUACCCUUAUCCCCCCACCGCACCCCCCAACUACGGCACCCAAAUCCGCCGCAUACGACCCUUCUCAUUGUAUUGUGGUAUAUUAGCGGCGGUGUGCUUUUUCCUUGCGAUCUUUAUCAUUGCUGUGGCGUUACGUCCAAAACUACCCGUUUACAAGGUUGUGUCCAUGUCCGUCGCGAACUUCACCGUCACUCCAGCCUUGUCCGGCGAGUGGGACACCAACAUAUCCAUCGAGAAUCGCAACCACAUGGUUAGGGUUUUUAUCUCCGACUAG